Molecule: messenger RNA, 3135 nt
Organism: Trifolium pratense (red clover)
Lineage: Eukaryota; Viridiplantae; Streptophyta; Magnoliopsida; Fabales; Fabaceae
Product: putative leucine-rich repeat receptor-like protein kinase At2g19210
Exons: 12
Coding region: 134-2869 (911 amino acids)
Biological process (GO): protein phosphorylation
Molecular function (GO): protein kinase activity; ATP binding; protein binding
Source: RefSeq, a predicted model, not a curated record
CAUAUAUUGUAAAUGGUUUGUUAUGUCCAAUUCCUUAAUCUCAUGGAGAUGCUUAUACCAACUUAAAAACUGAACCAACAAAUUUUAACAUAAGGUAUGAGAUUGAGUGUGUAACAAGUUUUCAAGUUCACCUAUGGCAGGACACUUGCUACUUAUAAUGUUUUUACUUUCUUUAACUCCUCCAUUCAUUGUUCAUGCCCAGAACAACCAAUUAGGGUUCAUUAGUAUUGACUGUGGACUAGUAGAUAAACAAAACUACACAGAUGAAACUACUUCCAUCUAUUACACUUCUGAUGUUAACUUCACAGAUACUGGUGUAAGUAACAACAUAUCAUCUAAACACAAAGCUUCCCUUGAAAGACAGUUUUGGAAUGUUAGAAGCUUCCCAAAAGGAACAAGGAACUGCUACACCCUUUAUGUUUCACAAGGAAGUAGCAAGAAAUAUUUAGUCAGGGCCAGUUUUGUGUAUGGUAAUUAUGAUGGCAAGAACUCUCUUCCUGAAUUUGAUAUCUAUCUUGGAGCUAAAUGGUGGGAAUCUGUAGUGUUUGAAGAUUCAUCUAGUGUAAUAACCAAGGAAAUCAUUUUUUCUGCUUCCUCAGAUUAUGUGCAUGUUUGUUUGUUUAAUACUGGCAAGGGUACACCUUUUAUUUCAGUUUUAGAGCUUAGAGUUCUAAACAGUGAUGCCUAUCUUGUUAACUCUUUGGAGCUUCUGGGGAGGUUUGAUAUAGGUUUACAGGGUGGUAAAAAAAUCAGAUAUCCAGAUGAUAUUUAUGACAGAACAUGGACACCUUAUAACUCAACUGAAUGGAAAAUGGUAAAUACUUCACUCACCAUAGACCAAGGAGCACCUUCAUUCAACUUUUUACCACUACCAGCUUCCACUGUCAUGAGAACAAUAUCAGUACCAGUAAAUGUCAGUGACAACAUAGAAUUUCAUUUCCUUCCUAAAUAUAAUGCCUCCAGGUAUUAUGUGUAUAUGUACUUUGCUGAAAUCCAGAAACUCGAGGCAAAUCAAAUUAGAGAGUUUAACAUUUUCGUAAAUGGAAAGCUUUUAAACAAUGAGCCACUCAUUCCUGUGUAUCUUCAAAGCAUGUAUCAUAUAUCAGUUAUAGAUGAAAAUAAGUUGGAACUUUGGUUUAAUAAGACUAGUAGAUCAACUCUUCCACCACUCUUCAACGCGAUCGAGAUAUAUAUGGCAAAGGACUUCUUACAAUCCGAAACAUAUCAAACGGACGUUGAUGCUAUCCUAAAUGUGAAGUCAAUUUAUGAGAUCAAGAGAAACUGGCAAGGAGAUCCUUGUACUCCAGUGUCUUACUUGUGGAAAGGUCUAAACUGCAGCUAUGCUGGAUCUAGUUCACCAAGGAUCGUAUACUUGUACGUUACGUCGUAUACUUGUACAUAUGCUGAUGAUAAUCCUCUAGUCUUCAAUCAUAUUAAUGAACUUGAUAAUCAUGUGUUUAGGAACUUAACUUCUAGUGGUUUAAUUGGAAAUAUAGCUCCAGCAAUAUCCAAUCUGAGGUCAAUAGAAUAUUUAGAUUUGUCGAAUAACAGUUUGACUGGAGCUGUUCCUGAUUUCCUAUCUCAGCUGCGCUUCUUGCGAGUUUUAAACCUUGAAGGAAAUCAAUUAUCAGGAGCAAUUCCAAUACAACUCCUCGUGCGUUCAGAGAAUAGUACGCUCAAAUUCAAUUUUGGUGGAAAUCCAAAUCUUUGCUCCUCAGGUUCAUGUAACAAGAUCAAUAAGGUUGUAGUUCCAUUAGUAGCAUCACUUGGUGGUGCUUUCAUGAUGCUAGCAGCAGCAACGAUUUCUUUUCGCUUAUACUACAAGAGACACCAAGUUUCCCAUAAUGUGAGCAAGCUGGGUGGUUAUUCAAGAAUAAAGCAGGAACUAGAGUCAAAGAAACAAGAAUUCACCUAUGAAGAAGUAUUAAGCAUUACCAGAAACUUUGAAAAGGUUGUGGGGAAAGGAGCAUCUGGAACUGUCUAUCAUGGCUGGAUUGAUCAUGAUACGGAGGUAGCUGUCAAAAUGUUAUCUUCCGAAUCAGCUCAAGGACAUAUGCAAUUCCAAGCAGAGGCCAAACUUUAUGCUGUAGUUCAUCAUAAAUACUUAACUGGUCUUAUAGGUUACUGUGAUAAUGGCACCAACAUGGCUCUCAUCUAUGAGUAUAUGGCUAAUGGAGACUUAGCCAAGCACUUAUCAGAUAAAAAUGAAAAUAUAUUGAGUUGGAAUCAACGACUUCAAAUUGCAGUGGACGCUGCAGAAGGAUUGGAGUAUCUCCAUCAUGGCUGCAAUCCGCCAAUUGUUCACAGAGAUGUUAAAUCUAAAAACAUCUUACUAAAUGAAAAAUUCCAAGGUAAACUAGCUGAUUUUGGGUUGUCAAAGAUCUUUCCUAACGAAGGCGACACUCAUAUCUUCACGGUUGUUGCUGGCACGAUAGGAUACCUCGACCCUGAGUACAAUAGAUUAAGCAGGUUGAAAGAAAAAAGUGAUGUUUUCAGUUUUGGAGUAGUUUUGCUCGAGAUAAUUACAGGACAGCCUGCCAUAACCAAAACCGAAGAGAAAAUCCAUAUUAUUCAACUGGUUAGUUCUAUGCUGCUGGAAAACGGGGUAAAAGAUAUCGUGGAUCCCAGAUUAAAGGGAGAAUUCGAUAUUAACUAUGCAACUAAAGCCUUAGAUAUUGCAAUGGCUUGUGUAGCAAGAACUUCAAUCAAUAGGCCAACCAUGACACAUGUAGUUAUGGAACUGAAACAAUGUUUCGAGAACAAGAUCACUGAUUUGCCUGACUCUAAUUACACCCCUGAGAGUUUACCAGACGCCUUAAAUUAUGUAUCCUUUGACAGAAUUAGUGGUGAGAGCUCUCUGGCGAGGUAGUAAUUUAAUUAAAACUAGAAAUGAGAGUCACACGUUGCGCGAGUGAAAGAAUUUUUGUAUGUUAUUAUAUUCAAAAGUAAUAUAUUAUGUACUGUAAAUAUAAUUUGGGAUUUACUCUAAGUUUUUCUUGCUUUGUCGAUAACUUGAAUCGUUGUUACACAUAUAUGAAAUUACAUGAGAGACUUAAAAGAGUCCUCCCGAAUUAUUUGAAAAUAAGAAUCAUAUAUAAUAGAUAUGAUUAAGAACUUUAUACAAUAAGGCAUGUG